AUCUCGGCCCCCGCGCCAGUUUCGGGCUGCUUGGCGGGGAACCGGGAGAUUGUCUGAGCAUGGCGCCUGUCCACGGCGACGACGGCGACCUGGGCGCAAGCGCUGUAUCAGAUUCAGCGAGUUUUGUAGCUUCUCGAGCUCGUCGAGAAAAAAAAUCAAAGAAAGGACGCCAAGAAGCUUUAGAGAGACUGAAAAAGGCUAAAGCUGGUGAGAAGUAUAAAUAUGAAGUUGAGGACCUCACAAGUGUUUAUGAAGAAGUUGAUGAAGAGCAGUAUUCGAAACUGGUUCAGGCACGGCAGGAUGAUGACUGGAUCGUGGAUGAUGAUGGUAUAGGCUAUGUGGAAGAUGGCCGAGAAAUUUUUGAUGAUGACCUUGAGGAUGAUGCACUUAACACCUCUGGGAAAGGAAGUGAUGGCAGAGCACACAGAAAGGACAGGAAGGAUGUAAAGAAACCUUCAGUGACAAAACCAAACAAUAUCAAGGCAAUGUUCAUUGCUAGUGCUGGGAAGAAAACUGCAGAUAAAGCAGUAGACUUGUCCAAGGAUGAUCUGCUAGGUGACAUUCUACAGGAUCUGAACAGUGAGAUAUCUCAAACAUCUCCACCACCUGUAUUGAUACCAAAGAAAAAAAGAUCCACUGGAGCUUUACUCAAUCCUUUCUCAGUGCAUACCCCUAAGGCAAUUCCUUCAGGAAAACCUGCUUCCCCUGUCCUUAAGAAGGAACCUCUGUUAACUCCCAUUCCUCUUAAAUGUGCUGAAUUUGCUGGAGAGCUGGCCCAAACAGAGUGUCCAGAAGAUGAGCAGGAAUCAGGAAUAAUGGAGUUUGAAGAUGGUGACUUUGAUGAGCCCAUGGAAGCUAUGGAGGUAGAUGGGGAGCCUGUGACUGCCAAGACUUGUGACCAAGAGAAUGAGCCAGUAGAGAGGGUGAAACAUGAGGCAGAUCCUACAAAAGGAACCACAUCUUUCUUAAAAAGUUUUCUCCCAGAUGUGUCUUGUUGGGAAAUGGAUCAGGACGAUGAAAGCAGUUUCUUAGCUCAGGAAGUUCAAGUGGAUUCCAGUCACCUCCCAUUAGUAAAAGGGGCAGAUGAUGAACAAGUAUUUCAAUUUUAUUGGCUGGAUGCUUAUGAAGAUCCAUACAAUCAACCAGGUGUGGUUUUUCUGUUUGGCAAAGUGUGGAUCAAAUCUGCCCAAAUCCAUGUGAGCUGUUGUGUUAUGGUGAAAAACAUCGAGCGAACACUUUACUUCCUUCCCCGUGAAAUGAAAAUUGACCUAAACACAGGGAAAGAAACAACAACUCCAGUUACAAUGAAGGAUGUUUAUGAAGAAUUUGACUCAAAAAUUGCAGCAAAAUAUAAAAUAAUGAAGUUCAAGUCCAAGACAGUGGAAAAGAACUAUGCUUUUGAGAUACCUGAUGUUCCAGAAACAUCUGAGUACUUGGAAGUUAGAUACUCGGCGGAAAUGCCACAGCUUCCACAGCAUUUGAAAGGUGAAACAUUUUCUCAUGUAUUUGGAACCAACACGUCUAGCUUGGAAUUGUUCUUGAUGAACAGAAAGAUCAAAGGACCUUGUUGGCUUGAAGUAAAAAAUCCACAGCUCUUGAACCAGCCAAUCAGUUGGUGUAAAUUUGAGGUGGUGGCUUUGAAACCAGACCUGGUGAAUGUGAUUAAAGAUGUCAGUCCUCCUCCACUUGUGGUAAUGUCUUUCAGCAUGAAGACAAUGCAAAAUGUAAAGAGCCAUGAGCAUGAGAUUAUUGCUAUUGCAGCUCUCGUCCAUCACAGUUUUGCAUUAGAUAAAGCACCUCCAAAGCCUCCCUUUCAGACGCAUUUCUGUGUUGUCUCUAAGCCAAAGGACUGUAUUUUCCCAUGUGCUUUCAAAGAAGUCAUUAAGAAAAAGAAUAUGAAGGUUGAGAUUGCUGCAACAGAAAGAACUUUGCUAGGAUUUUUCCUUGCAAAAGUUCACAAAAUUGAUCCUGAUAUUCUUGUGGGUCAUAAUAUUUGUGGUUUUGAAAUGGAAGUGCUUCUGCAAAGAAUUAAUGUUGGCAAAGUUCCUUACUGGUCCAAGAUAGGUCGACUGAGGCGAUCCAACAUGCCAAAACUUGGGAGCCGGAGUGGAUUUGGUGAAAGAAACGCUACCUGUGGCCGAAUGAUAUGUGAUGUGGAAAUUUCAGCAAAAGAAUUGAUUCAUUGUAAAAGCUACCAUUUAUCUGAACUUGUCCAACAGAUUCUGAAAACUGAAAGGAUUGUAAUUCCAACAGAAAAUAUACGAAACAUGUAUAGUGAAUCUUCUCAUCUGUUGUACCUGUUGGAACAAGUCUGGAAAGAUGCCAGAUUCAUUUUGCAGAUCAUGUGUGAGCUAAAUGUUCUUCCAUUAGCAUUGCAGAUCACUAACAUCGCUGGGAACAUUAUGUCCAGAACACUGAUGGGUGGACGAUCUGAACGAAAUGAGUUCUUGUUGCUUCAUGCAUUUUAUGAAAACAACUAUAUUGUGCCUGACAAGCAGAUUUUCAGAAAACCUCAGCAAAAACUGGGAGAUGAAGAUGAAGAAAUUGAUGGAGAUACCAAUAAAUAUAAGAAAGGACGUAAGAAAGCGGCUUAUGCUGGAGGCUUGGUUUUGGACCCCAAAGUUGGUUUUUAUGACAAGUUCAUUUUGCUCCUGGAUUUCAACAGUUUAUAUCCUUCCAUCAUUCAGGAAUUUAACAUUUGUUUUACAACAGUACAAAGAGUUGCUUCAGAGGUGCAAAAAGCUGCAGAGGAUGAGGAACAAGAACAGAUCCCUGAGUUGCCAGAUCCAAACUUAGAUAUGGGCAUUUUGCCCAGAGAGAUCCGGAAACUGGUAGAGCGGAGAAAACAAGUCAAACAGCUAAUGAAACAGCACGAUUUAAAUUCAGACCUUGUUCUUCAGUAUGACAUCCGACAGAAGGCUUUGAAGCUCACGGCAAACAGUAUGUAUGGUUGUCUGGGAUUUUCCUACAGCAGAUUUUAUGCCAAACCACUGGCUGCCUUGGUGACUUGCAAAGGAAGGGAGGUAAAUGGCAAAAUAAAAUUCACAUUAAUAAAUGUGUAAAUAUAUGCUGCAAUAUGGGAGAACUAAGUU
Microtus oregoni (creeping vole) is the source of this 3092-nucleotide messenger RNA. Its product is annotated as DNA polymerase alpha catalytic subunit-like. Gene Ontology annotation, biological process: lagging strand elongation; leading strand elongation; mitotic DNA replication initiation. The coding region runs from base 60 to 3062 and encodes 1000 amino acids. Gene Ontology annotation, cellular component: alpha DNA polymerase:primase complex. The transcript is spliced from 26 exons. NCBI's taxonomy places the organism in Eukaryota, Metazoa, Chordata, Mammalia, Rodentia, Cricetidae. Gene Ontology annotation, molecular function: purine nucleotide binding; chromatin binding; pyrimidine nucleotide binding. The record is from RefSeq and is a predicted model, not a curated record.